AUGUCGUAUGAUGAUAUUGAUAACGCGGUGCCCGACAUUGUGAUCGGUGGUACUAUGGACGACGUUGAAGAAGACUACCAGUACGAGCACGACGUGGAAAGUGACUAUGAACAAGCUGAAGGUAAAGAAGAAGAAGGUAACCUUAACGCCACCAAAGAAAAGAAAUCUGUAUCAUUUGCUGGAUUAGAAGAAGCUUAUGAUGAAGAGGAGGCCAAAAGAGAAUUUGAAGAAGGUGGAGGAUUACCUGAACAACCUGAAAACCCUGAUUGCUCUUUCUUGACUCCUUUAUCACCAGAAAUUAUCAAUAGACAAGCUACCGUUAACAUUGGUACCAUUGGUCAUGUUGCUCACGGUAAAUCUACCGUUGUAAGAGCUAUUUCUGGAGUGCAAACUGUUAGAUUUAAAGAUGAAUUAGAAAGAAACAUUACUAUUAAGUUGGGUUAUGCUAAUGCUAAGAUUUAUAAGUGUGAUAACCCUGAAUGUCCUGAACCUGAUUGUUAUCAUUCCUUCAAAUCAGAUAAAGAAAUUAGACCUCGUUGUCUUAGACCCGGAUGUGAAGGUCGUUACCAAUUGGUUAGACAUGUUUCCUUUGUUGAUUGCCCUGGGCACGAUAUUUUGAUGAGUACGAUGUUGUCAGGAGCAGCUGUUAUGGAUGCUGCCUUAUUAUUAAUUGCAGGUAAUGAAUCUUGUCCUCAACCCCAAACUUCAGAACAUCUUGCAGCCAUUGAAAUCAUGAAGUUAAAGCAUGUUGUUAUAUUACAGAAUAAAGUUGAUUUGAUGAGGGAAGAAACAGCUUCAGAUCAUCAUAAAUCUAUUCUUCAAUUUAUAAGAGGUACCAUUGCCGACGGUGCACCAAUCAUUCCAAUCUCAGCUCAAUUGAAAUAUAACAUUGAUGCUGUUAACCAAGCUAUUGUGAAUACUAUCCCAGUACCACCAAGAGAUUUCCAAGCAUCUCCAAGGUUAAUUGUAAUUAGAUCUUUUGAUGUUAAUAAGCCAGGUGCUGAAAUCGAUGACUUAAAGGGUGGUGUUGCUGGUGGUUCCAUUUUAACAGGUGUUUUCAAGAUUGGUGAUGAAAUUGAAAUUAGACCAGGUAUUGUUACCAAAGAUGAAAGAGGUAAGAUCCAAUGUAAGCCAAUUUAUUCUCGUAUUGUUUCAUUAUUUGCUGAACAUAAUGAUUUGAAAUUUGCUGUCCCUGGUGGUUUAAUUGGUGUUGGUACUAAGGUUGAUCCAACUUUAUGUAGAGCUGAUAGAUUAGUGGGUCAAGUUGUUGGUGCUAAGGGUAAUUUACCUUCAAUUUAUACUGAUAUUGAAAUCAAUUAUUUCUUAUUGAGAAGAUUAUUAGGUGUUAAGACUGAUGGCCAAAAGCAAGGUGCUAAGGUUAGAAAGUUAGAAGUUGGUGAAGUGUUGAUGGUUAAUAUUGGUUCCACUGCUACUGGUGCCAGAGUUGUUGCUGUCAAGGCUGAUAUGGCUCGUUUACAAUUGACUUCACCUGCUUGUACUGAAGUUAAUGAAAAAAUUGCAUUAUCUAGACGUAUUGAAAAGCAUUGGCGUUUGAUUGGUUGGGCCACAAUCAAGAAGGGUACUACCUUGGACCCUUCAACAUAA
Messenger RNA from Lizanozyma spartinae, 1605 nucleotides. It is a transcript of the gene GCD11, whose product is annotated as translation initiation factor eIF2 subunit gamma. Lineage: Eukaryota; Fungi; Ascomycota; Pichiomycetes; Serinales; Debaryomycetaceae. The transcript has a single exon. The record is from RefSeq and is a predicted model, not a curated record. Gene Ontology annotation, biological process: formation of translation preinitiation complex; positive regulation of translational fidelity. Gene Ontology annotation, cellular component: cytosol; eukaryotic translation initiation factor 2 complex. Gene Ontology annotation, molecular function: GTPase activity; translation initiation factor activity; GTP binding. The coding region runs from base 1 to 1605 and encodes 534 amino acids.